Molecule: messenger RNA, 3126 nt
Organism: Manduca sexta (tobacco hornworm)
Lineage: Eukaryota; Metazoa; Arthropoda; Insecta; Lepidoptera; Sphingidae
Gene: Plod
Product: procollagen-lysine,2-oxoglutarate 5-dioxygenase
Exons: 13
Coding region: 583-2760 (725 amino acids)
Biological process (GO): peptidyl-lysine hydroxylation
Cellular component (GO): endoplasmic reticulum
Molecular function (GO): L-ascorbic acid binding; procollagen-lysine 5-dioxygenase activity; iron ion binding
Source: RefSeq, a predicted model, not a curated record
AAUUUGUUUUGACAAUAAAUGCGUCAAUAGGUGGGGGAAGGGACAACUUUCCUAAUUAAUGCAAUUUGCAAAUAAUUAAUGAAUACGUAAUACGUACUGUUUUCAUCAAAAUUAUAACACACGUAAAUUGCAAGAAACUGCAAUACAAUACAAUACACAACCAUAUAUACCUGCUAAAAUAUGUCCACUUUCUGUAAUAAACUAUGAAGUAUCGCUCCAUAAUAGAGCGCUUUAUAAACUGCUGAAAUUCAUUUUUAAUUGUGCUUGCAAGCCACCGUGUGAAAACUGUUUCGAUGAUACUUGAAAGAAACAUAAAACCUCACGUUCGCGGGGAGUGAUCUCAUACAUUAAAACAGCAGUCCGCUGUGGCAACGUCGGGUGACGACAGGAAAACAUAGUUUUAUCGUGCGUUCAUAACAAGUGAGCUUAUCGGGUCGGAAGCGGCAGUAUUGUAUGUGGAGCAACUGUGGCGCUAUUUGACUCUUUCUUUAGCCGGCUAUUUUACGAGUCCCAGUUAAAUGUUAAUGCAGUGCUGGACGGAAGUCCGUUGAACUCGGUUCUCUCGUGGAUCGAUCUGGAAUAAUGUCGCAUUUCAUAAAGUUGUUAACUUUAGCUUUUCUUCUAAUUAAUUCAGCACAAGGGAGGGAUGAUGUCACUGUACUGACUGUUGCCACUGAUGACAAUCAUGGCUUGGAAAGAUUCCUGAGAUCAGCUAAGGUAUAUAAUAUUGAUGUGGAGGUUCUGGGCAAGGGUGAGAAAUGGACCGGUGGGGACAUGAACCAUCCUGGAGGAGGGCAGAAGAUCAACUUACUCAAGAAAAAGUUGGAGGAAGUGGCCAAAAAUGAUCCUGAAAACAAAAUUGUCUUGUUUACAGACAGUUAUGAUGUGAUGUUCUUGGGUGAAAUAGAAGAAAUUGUGAAAAAAUUCAAAUCAUUCCCUGACACACGGAUUCUUUUCUCCGCUGAACAAUUUUGUUGGCCAGACAGCAAACUAGCUUCACAAUAUCCAAACACAGAAGUGGCCAACCCAUAUCUUAAUUCUGGUGGAUUUAUAGGUUAUCUGCCAGAAGUAUUGGAAAUGGUUAUCUACAAAACAAUAAAUGAUAAAGAUGAUGAUCAAUUAUAUUAUACCAAAAUUUACUUAGAUAAGAAUUUGCGAGAAUCACUCAAAAUAUCAUUGGACCACAACUCAGUUAUAUUCCAAAACUUGCAUGGAGCCCUGUCUGAUGUCCAACUGAAAGCAAAUAGUACAGACGACUGGCCCUACAUUGAAAAUGAAGUCACCAAGCAAAGGCCUCUCAUAGUACAUGGGAAUGGAUUAUCUAAAAUAACUUUAAACCAUUAUGGAAACUAUUUGGCAAAAUCAUGGUCUCCUAAAGAAGGAUGCGCUUUGUGUAAAGACAAGAAGAUAGAACUCCAGGAUGAUGCGCUGCCCACUGUUAUGAUGGCUGUAUUUAUUGAACAACCUACACCAUUCAUGGAAGAGUUUUUGGAACAAAUACAUGACACUGAUUAUCCGAAAGAAAAAAUACAUCUGUUUUUGAGGAAUAAUGUUGAAUAUCAUGAAGCAGAUGUUGACAAGUUCUUCCAGGAACAUUCAAAAGAAUACGCAUCGGCGAAACGUAUCAAGCCUAGCGAUUUUAUGUCUGAGCCUGAAGCCAGGAAUAUUGCUAAGGAGCGUUGCAUCAACAGCAUGUGCGACUAUCUAUUCUCAGUGGACAGCGUGUCACGACUAAACAAGAAUACGCUGCGAUACUUGCUGUCUUCGGGCUAUGACGUCAUAGCGCCCAUGUUGGUACGCCCCGGUCAAGCCUGGUCCAACUUCUGGGGAGCCCUUAAUUCAGCAGGAUUCUACGCCAGGUCCUCUGACUACAUGGACAUUGUUUAUGAAGUUAUCAAAGGUAUAUGGAAUGUGCCGUUCAUCACUAAUUGCUAUUUGAUGAAGAUAUCUGUACUGAAAACUCCGGCGACCAAAUCCGUGUCGUUUUCAAAGGAAGGACUUGAUGCCGAUAUGGCGUUUUGUGCUAGUUUGAGAGAUCAUGGUAUCCACAUGCACGUAAGCAACGAGCAUUACUUCGGCCAUCUUGUAAACCCGGAGUCGUACGACGUGACACGAACCAACCCUGACUUGUACCAGCUGUUGGACAACAAGCUGGAGUGGGACAACCGGUACCUACACGAGGACUAUCUCAAAAACUUCGAAGAAGGCCAAAAACCGUUGAUGCCCUGCCCCGACGUGUAUUGGUUCCCGUUGAUGUCACCGAGGUUCUGCAGCGAGUUCAUUGAGAUCAUGGAAAAUUUCGGAAAAUGGAGUGACGGUUCUAACCAGGAUAAGCGUUUGGAAAGCGGAUACGAGGCGGUGCCGACGCGAGACAUCCACAUGAACCAGGUCGGGCUGGAGCGGCACUGGCUUCACAUCCUGAAGGAAUACGUGCGCCCGCUGCAGGAGAUGGUCUUCACUGGAUACUACCACAAUCCGCCAGUGUCCCUGAUGAACUUCGUGGUGCGCUACCGGCCCGACGAGCAGCCCUCGCUGCGGCCUCACCACGACUCCUCCACUUACACCAUCAACUUGGCGCUAAACACACCCAACGUGGACUACGAGGGCGGCGGGUGUCGGUUCAUCCGGUACGACUGCUCGGUGCGCGACACCAAGCUGGGCUGGCUGCUGAUGCACCCGGGCCGCCUCACGCACUACCACGAGGGGCUGCUCGUCACCAACGGCACUCGCUACAUCAUGGUCUCAUUCGUCGACCCCUGAACCACUUGCGCUACGUGUGCUGCAAUAACAAUGUAUCAUCCUGUACAUACAUGGCAUCAAUAAAUUUAUGUACAAUCGUUUACGACAUUCAGUAUUUAUGGUUCGCUGCCAAUGAAGAUACUGAAAAUAAUGUUGUUAAUUUAUCGCUGUAUUGCAUUUAAGUAAUAAUCUCUCAACAUUUUAUAGUAAGGAAAAUAAAUAAUUAAAAUAAUUAUAGUUUAUUGACAUGUGAUUAGCAAGUAGUUACAUUAUGUUCAAACACUUUUGUACUCAAUAAUCAAUAUGUUACUAAUAUAAUAGGAUAAAACCAAAGAUUUCAUUCAUGAUCAAUGUGACAUUGUAACUGAAAUAAAUUUCCUACUUUGA